AUGGCAGAUGAUGGUUUCGAUCUUUCUCCAGGCUUUCUCGCCGCCGCCAGAGAGCAGCUGGCAAAGCUCAAAGUGAAAAACACAUUCUUUGAUGUGGUGGAUUCCGAAGACGAGGAGGGGGCUCUUCGCUUCGGCAGUGUGUACAGCUGCCCGGCGAAGGGCUCUGAGGAGGCGUUCGAUGCCAUCGACGCAUCCGACCUCCCGGCAGGAUCGUCCUUGCCAAUGGUGCCAGCUCCCCCGCAAGUCCCACCACCACUUCCGAGGCUUCAACCUGGGCCAGAGCGACCCUGCUUGCUGACCAGCAGCCCUGUGACAAGCCCGAAGCAUGGAAGUGGCAGAGAGGAUGAGCCGACCCACACGAGUCCCUUCAAAGUUGGGGCAGAAAUUUGUGCAGAUGCUUCAGAUUCCGAUGCUAGCAGGAUGAGCCAUUCCCGCCCACAGCGUGCCACGGGCGUAGCGGACGGGUUUGAAGAGGAACCUGCCUCGUCAUCCUCGCAGACCCGUCCGCGGCCCAAAAAGGGCUUCCCGGCCUCCGAGACUUUCCCAGCCAUCGAGCCAUUGGAAACCCGGCGCCCCCAGCAAUCGUUGGGAUCGCAAGUCCAUGGCACUGGUAACUGCAAACCUUGCGCCUGGUUUUGGCGGCCACAGGGCUGUGCCAACGGCGCGGAAUGUGGCCACUGUCACCUUUGCUCUGCCGCAGAGUUGAAGGCCAGGAAGAAGGCUAAGAAGUCGGCAUCCCAGCGCCUCAGGGCUGCGGCUGCUGCGGCACAGGCAUCUCCGCAGGAGAAGCAAUCGCCGGCAGGGCCUGUUGUCGCAGUGGCGCCUGGGCCGAUCAUCGUGCCAGCUAUACUACUGCAGUGA
Messenger RNA from Symbiodinium necroappetens, 861 nucleotides. Lineage: Eukaryota; Dinophyceae; Suessiales; Symbiodiniaceae. The record is from the annotation of a GenBank genome assembly.